Lathyrus sativus (Indian pea) is the source of this 2355-nucleotide messenger RNA. Lineage: Eukaryota; Viridiplantae; Streptophyta; Magnoliopsida; Fabales; Fabaceae. The record is from the annotation of a GenBank genome assembly.
AUGGCGCAGAGUAAUUGGGAAGCUGAUAAGAUGCUUGAUGUUUACAUAUAUGAUUAUUUGGUGAAGAAAAAAUUGCCCAUUACUGCCAAGUCUUUUAUGACAGAAGGGAAGGUUUCUCCUGAUCCAGUAGCAAUUGAUGCUCCUGGAGGUUUUCUUUUUGAGUGGUGGUCUGUUUUCUGGGAUAUUUUUAUUGCAAGGACAAACGAAAAACAUUCUGAGAAUGCUGCAGCAUAUUUAGAGACUCAGCAGAUUAAAGCUAAAGAACAACAAUUGCAAAUGCAGCAGUUGCAAUUAAUGCGUCAUGCUCAGCUGCAAAGAAGGGAUCCGAAUCAUCCUCCCAUUGGAAGUCCUCUAAAUGCUAUUGCUACAGAAGGAGUGCUAGGGCAAUCUACUGCCACUGCUUUGGCUGCAAAAAUGUAUGAGGAUCGGAUGAAGAACUCUAACCCUAUGGAUACGGAGACAUCCCAACCACUUUUAGAUGCUAGAAUGGCCCUUUUGAAAUCAACAAAUCAUCCUGGUCAGAUGGGUCAAGGAAAUUCAGUAAAUGUGACAGCAGCUUUGCAGCAAAUGCAGGUUCGAACUCAGCAAAUCCCUCACGAUAUCAAAAGCGAAGUCAACAUGGGAAACAUGCAGAGAUCCUUACCUAUGGAUCCUUCUUCAAUUUAUGGGCAGGGUGGAAUGCAGUCAAAGUCUGGAAUCACAAAUGCAGGAUUAAAUCAGGGAGUUGGUGGUCUCACAUUAAAAGGAUGGCCAUUAACCGGCAUAGAACAAAUUCGCCCGGGUUUUGGAGCUCAAGUUCAAAAGCCUCUUCUUCAGAGUGCAAAUCAGUUUCAGCUUUUGCCACAACAACAACAACAGCAGCUCCUUGCACAGGUACAUGCACAAGGAAAUAUCGGCAAUUCACAAGUGUAUGGAGAUAUGGACCCACAACGAUUAAGGGGAUUAUCUAGGGGAGGUUUGAAUUUGAAAGACAGCCAGCCAAUUGCAAACGAUGGGUCAAUAGGUUCUCCAAUGCAAUCUACUUCAUCUAAGCAGAUCAACAUGCCACAGAUACAACAGUCCAUCUCCCAACAACAGCAGGAUCCUUUACACCCGCAGCAACUGGGUCAGAAUAACCGAAAAAGGAAAGGGCCUACAUCAUCGGGAGCUGCCAAUAGUACUGGCACAGGAAAUACACUUGGCCCUUCUAAUUCUCAACCAUCAACUCCAUCUACUCACACUCCUGGUGAUGGAGUUGCUAUGGCAGGUAACUUGCAGAAUGUUACUGGCGUAUCCAAAAGUUUGAUGAUGUUUGGUACUGAAGGAGCAGGCGGUCUUGCAUCUUCCACAAACCAGCUGGAUGACCUGGAACCUUUUGGAGAUGUUGGCUCCUUAGAUGAUAAUGUGGAAUCAUUUCUCUCACAAGAUGAUGGUGAUGGAAAGGACUUAUUUGGGACACUGAAACGGAAUCCUUCCGAGCAUGCUACAGAUGCUUCAAAAGGCUUUUCCUUCAAUGAAGUUGGUUCUGUACGCAAAAGCAAUGGAAAAGUUGUUUGUUGUCAUUUCUCCUCAGAUGGGAAAUUAUUAGCCAGUGCUGGACAUGACAAGAAGGUUGUUCUAUGGAACACGGAGACACUGCAAACACAGAGCACACCAGAGGAACACACUGUUAUUAUUACUGAUGUUCGCUUCAGACCAAAUUCAACUCAGCUGGCAACAUCUUCGUUUGAUACAACUGUGCGACUUUGGGAUGCUGCAGAUCCAAGCUUUUCCUUGCAGGCAUAUAGUGGUCAUUCUUCUCAUGUUGCAUCCCUUGAUUUUCACCCCAAGAAAAAUGACCUUUUCUGUUCCUGUGAUGAUAACAGUGAGAUUCGCUUCUGGAAUAUUAAUCAAUAUUCUUGUACUCGCGUUUUUAAGGGAGGAUCUACACAGGUGAGGUUUCAGCCAAGGAGUGGACACCUUCUGGCUGCAGCAUCUGGCAAUGUUGUUUCUCUCUUUGAUGUUGAGACUGACAGGAAAAUGCACUCAUUAAAUGGACACUCUGCGGAUGUACAUUGUAUAUGCUGGGAUACAAAUGGAGAUUAUUUGGCAUCUGUGAGUCAAGAAUCUGUCAAAGUCUGGUCACUUGCCUCUGGGGACUGCAUUCAUGAACUUAAUUCCAGUGGAAACAUGUUUCAUUCUUGUGUUUUUCACCCAAGCUACUCCAACCUCUUGGUUAUUGGAGGAUACCAGUCAUUGGAGCUAUGGUUAAUGGCCGAAAAUAAAUGUAUGACAAUACCAGCUCACGAGGGUGUAAUAUCAGCUCUAGCACAAUCACCAGUGACAGGGAUGGUUGCUUCUGCCAGUCAUGACAAGUCUGUAAAGUUAUGGAAAUAA